UCCAUCAGUGUUGCCAGGUCCGCAGAUCUGGCAACCCUACACAGAUAUAUCACAGGCAGACAUGACUGACGGGGUCUGUACGUUGAGAUAUGGGUAAUUUUGUAUGUCUGUAACGCCUGGUAGAUUUGACAGAUAUAUGCAUCCGAUGGAUAUGAGGUCGAUUUGCAAGUUAAAUCGAGGCUCUGAUGCAGGCUGUACCAUCACUGUGAACUAACACCCGACAUAUUAAUGCACCGCAUGCACCAAAGUAAUCCAGAAGCUGUCAAAAUGUCUAAAACCAAGAGUUCAGAAACAGUGAAGGUGGUGGUGCGCUGUCGCCCCAUGAACGAUAAAGAGCAAGUUGCCAACUUCGAGAGGGUGGUCACCGUGGAUGUCAAAUUGGGGCAGGUGGCUGUGCGCAACCCUCGGGCUGCGUCCUCCCACGAGCACCCCAAAGUCUUCACGUUCGAUUCCGUCUAUGACUGGAACUCCAAACAGAUGGAGCUCUAUGACGAGACCUUCCGUCCAUUAGUAGACUCCGUACUGAAUGGCUUCAACGGGACCAUUUUUGCAUAUGGACAGACCGGGACCGGAAAAACCUUCACGAUGGAAGGGGUACGAAAUGACCCCGAAAGAAGAGGAGUCAUUCCCAACUCCUUCGAACACAUUUUCACACACAUCUCCCGCUCGCAGAACCAGCAAUACUUGGUUAGGGCUUCUUACCUGGAGAUUUAUCAAGAAGAGAUCAGGGACCUUUUAUCGAAGGACCAAUUGCGCCGUCUGGAGCUAAAAGAGAGGCCCGAUACGGGCGUGUACGUCAAAGAUCUCUCUUCAUUUGUCACAAAAAGUGUUCGUGAGAUUGAGCAUGUCAUGAAUGUGGGCAACCAGAACCGCUCUGUUGGUUCUACCAACAUGAACGAGCACAGCUCCCGCUCUCACGCCAUCUUUGUCAUCACUAUUGAGUGUAGCGAACUGGGUCCCGAUGGGGAGAACCACAUCCGGGUCGGGAAGCUCAACCUGGUCGACCUGGCUGGAAGUGAAAGGCAGAACAAGACCGGCGCACAGGGUGAGCGCUUAAAAGAAGCCACCAAAAUCAACCUUUCCUUGUCCGCUUUGGGUAAUGUUAUCUCAGCCCUGGUGGAUGGAAGGAGCACCCACAUCCCGUACCGUGACUCCAAACUCACUAGACUUUUACAAGAUUCCUUGGGCGGAAAUGCCCGAACGGUCAUGGUUGCCAAUAUAGGACCAGCCUCAUACAACCUAGAUGAGACUUUGACAACGCUCCGCUAUGCCAACCGUGCUAAAAACAUUAAGAAUAAGCCCCGGGUCAACGAAGACCCAAAGGACGCUCUUCUUCGAGAGUUUCAGGAGGAGAUCGCCCGCUUGAAAGAACAGCUGGAGAAAAGAUCUGGGAAGAAGAGGAGAAAGAGGAGGAGGAUGAGGGUCGGAGAGGGAGGAGAAGAGUUGGAUGACGGGGAGGAUGACGAUGAGGAGGAGGAGGAUGAAGAUGAUGAUGGAGGAAUGGAUGGGGAUAAGAGUAUUACGGAUUAUUGGAGGGAGCAGCAGGACAAGCUGGAAAAGGAGAGGAAAGCCAUCAUGGAGGAUCACAGCCUGGUCGCCGAGGAGAAACAAAGGCUGCUUAGAGAGAAGGAGAAGAAGAUGAAUGAUCUUCGGAAGGAAAAGGAGGCUUCCGAGAUGCUGUCAGCCAAAGUUAAAGCCAUGGAGAGCAAGCUGCUGGUUGGAGGAAAGAACAUCGUGGACCACACCAAUGAGCAACAAAAGAUCCUGGAGCUGAAGAGACGGGAGAUAGCAGAACAGAAAAGGCAUGAACGGGAGAUGCAGCAGGAGAUGGACUGUCAUGAUGAAGAGACUCUUGAGUUGAAAGAGACGUACAGCUCACUGCAGCAGGAGGUGGACAUCAAAACCAAGAAACUUAAAAAGCUGUUUUCAAAGCUGCAGUCAGUGAAGGCGGAGAUUUCGGAUGCUCAGGAUGAGCAUGUUAGAUACAGACAGGAGCUGGAGCAGACGCAGAAUGAGCUGACCAGAGAACUGAAACUCAAACAUCUGAUCAUAGAGAACUUCAUCCCACUGGAAGAGAAAAACAAGAUUUUGACGAGGGCCAUUUUUGAUGAUGAAGACGAUAUCUGGAAGAUGACGCCCAUCACUCGGAUUCAGAAUGAUCAGCAGAUGAUGGAAAGGCCAGUUUCUGCAGUCGGGUACAGCAGGCCUCUGAGUCAGCACGCCCGCGUGGCCAUGUUGAUGCGACCUGAUGUCAGAUACAAGGCUGAAAAUAUCUUGCUGUUGGAGCUGGACCUGCCCACACGAACCACUAAAGACUACGAGGGGCCGGUUAUAGCGCCUACAGUCGCUGCAGCUCUGGAAGAUGCUCUGAGGGAGGAAGACGAGAUCCAGGUGGAUGCCUCCGGCUUCCAUUCCAGCCUGGGUUCAGGUCCCGGCCUGUGUGCUUCUGCAGCUGGGUUCUCCAAGAAACCAAAGUCUGGCCGCCCCAAAACUGGCAAGAAGGCGAGCACCCCCACAUCAGCUCACAGCCCGUUGUCUGGCUCAGGGUCCCCUCUGUACCCGCAGUCCCGCGGGCUUGUGCCCAAGUGAAACCGCUUUUCUGUGAAACCCUCCACCCGUCCCCGAUGCCGGUUGAUUGCAACAGUGUUUGCUAUUCUGGGGACCAAAGAUUCACAAGCUGCAAUGGGAAAGUUUGAAAGGAAGUUAAUGUAUCGAUCAACUUUCAUAUGCUUGUUGUGUUUAAUACAACGAAUGCAAAACUAAACAAAGAUGGCAAUUGGAGGUUUUAAGUGCGGUGAAACUAACUUGUUUUUGGAGUAGCAAACACAAAUGUCACAGAUUUUAAUGUCUUACAAUUCACCAAACAAUGCAAAUGAACUGGAUGUAGUAUGCACUUAAGCAAAAUGUUAUGUGUUUUCUGUUUAUUAAUGUGUGAAAAAGGUGCAGACAACAAAUGGUCCAGAUAUUGUGUCGAUGUGUUUUAUGUUGGUGCAAGAAUGACUAGUUGUAAUUUGGUUCUGGAUAUUUAUGCUGGUUUGUCCACGCAAGCACUGUAUUGUUAUCUAACUAGAAAGUAAGGGUGUUAGGUCAUUUGCCAGGUCCCGAAACAAUCUCUAAAACUAUUUGAAAGAGGCAAGGCUGUAUGAAGAGGUCGAGGGAUGUUCUUCAAUAGGCUGCUGCUGCAGUCAGCGCUGUAUCCAGUAGAUACUGUUUUUUCUUUGUUGGGAGAGGUGAGGUUAAAGGUUAUUGUGCUCCAAGGAUAUCAGGGUUCUAAGGUGCCUUAGAUUCUCAUUAAACAUGAAAGUCAACUGAACUGAGAGUCCCUUGACCUGAUCGCUGAAUAUUUCAAACGAAAAUCCUAGUUCGUGACAUGCCUCCUUUAAACUUUUUUGUUGUAUUUAGCGGGUUUCUAUUAAAUAUCCAGUUUUUACACAUUGUUUGAACAACAACAGACUUGGAUUCACAGUUUUCAGAAAAUAAGUCUUACAAGUAAUAAAUGGAUUGUCCCUCUUUGAACUUUCCCUUGAUGGUAAUACCAUUGCCUGCUGCUGCUACUGUAGGGUUCUAUUACCCCUUGUUACAAAACAUACAGUUUAUGUAUAUUAAGACAUGUAGGUAAACAUUUCUGCAUUAUUAUUUGCAGCUGUAUUAAAAGAAUAAAUGCAUUUCUUAGAGCAACAUGUAAAAGGCUAAUUUAUUACAGCAGCACAAUUUUAUAAGCAACUGAAGAUAUGUUUUAAUGGUCUUAUUUUCUAUGUUUAGAUUUGUAUCGUUUAUUUUUGAAUGUAUUAUUUAAAGUUCUGUACAAAUAGAUUUUUGCAUACAAGAUUUAAGUUUCAUUUUCACUAGCUUCGAGUAAUUUCUUCUGCAUCAUCAAAUAUUAAAACGCACAGCUCGUUAUAAUCUGUAUUCCAAAUCCUGAUGCUAAUAUAUAAUAUUUGGUCAUUAAUAUGGCCCUACAUUUAAAACAUUUAUAAUAAUAAAUUUUGAAUUUUAUAAUUGAAGUAUGUUAUAUUUAUACUUGACUCCAGAAUUUAAUGAUGUUGCUUAGACCAUUCGUUGUUGUUACAUAAAGGUAAAAUAUUGAUGAGCAUGAUUUAAACAAUUCAUCAAAAACAUUACUGGCUGAAUGAAACUGCAUGUUUGCACUUGCAGUCCAAUACUAAAGAAAUAAUUAAUGUUUGUCCAUUAUAUGCAGUAACGCAUGGGUUCAAAGACUAUGGCUUACAAGUAACCACUCACAAAACAUUUUUGCACUUUUUCUACCACAAUGUUUUUUGAAAAAUGUUUAGAACGCAAUGCCCAAAAUAGUUUGUAUUAAAGGAUGAUGUUUGGUGGACUAUUUAUUAAUUUAACCGUUUACUAAAAACCCAGAUAUUUUCUCCCUCGUGAUCUUGUAAUAUAAGACCUAGGCUACUAAAUCCUGGAGUGGUUUACAGAGUUACAGUUAUAAUCUAAUACGGAGUUUUAAAGCUGCAACCCAUAAUUUUUUGGGGUUAAAAAUUAACGAAAAUCAAGGUUUAAAUCUGUCUUACGUUACACUCAUUCACAACGUUAAGCUUUUAAUCAUUUAUUAGUUUGAUGUCAUCACACUUCGUAAAGUAAAUAAAGUAACCUGCAAUUUUAAAUUUUAAACAGAGACUGCGAUAGAGAGGCAGAAGUUAAGAAAUACAGCUAUAACAUUUGCAAUCAUUCAGUGAUAUAUAACACAUAUACCCCCCUCCCACACACAUAAAUACUGUUAAUUGCUAAAUGUAAUAUCAUAUCAUGUCUGUUUCAUAAUAUAAUGGUAAAACGAUUCAAUAUGUAAAAGUGAUGAAAAAUUAACCAUUCAGUUUUUCAAGUGUGCAAACUCAAACUUUAUUGAAUGAUUUAUUUCCUACAAGGACACAGUCUUCUGAAGCAAAACCUGGUUGGCAUGUAUUACAAAUGAGCAAAAGAAUUCGCUGUAAUUACGAUGAUAAUAUCCAAGAUUAAAGGGCGACUAAACCAUUGGUCUCAUCAAGGACAAAUAAUGAAAAGCAGUUGCACCCAAAACUCAAGUGUAGAAAUCCAGUCCAAGGGUUGCCAGAUCCACCUACAGUAUGCUCAGAGUGCCCCAACUAAAAGCAGAUUUUUCCCCCUAUUUUUGGUCAAACAAUAAAGGUAACAUUUUGGUCUUUUUCUGUCUGAAAAAGAAAAAAAUACUAAAAUAUCUUCCUAUGCAGGUUCAUGGACUUUAAGCAUAACGACUGAAAUUUUCGUAAUUGAAUUGAAAUAUGAAGCAUUUAGGUGAACAAUAGUGUUUGGCUCUCAAAGGAUUAAUAGCGAUUAAUCAAAUCCAGAAUGAAAGUUUGUGUUUACAUAAUAUUAGUCUGUGUACUGUGCAUGUGAAUUUUGUAUU
Messenger RNA from Triplophysa dalaica, 5383 nucleotides. It is a transcript of the gene kif3b, whose product is annotated as kinesin family member 3B. Gene Ontology annotation, molecular function: microtubule motor activity; microtubule binding; ATP binding. The record is from RefSeq and is a predicted model, not a curated record. The transcript is spliced from 9 exons. NCBI's taxonomy places the organism in Eukaryota, Metazoa, Chordata, Actinopteri, Cypriniformes, Nemacheilidae. The coding region runs from base 229 to 2589 and encodes 786 amino acids. Gene Ontology annotation, biological process: microtubule-based movement.